AUGCAGUCAUCAGCAUCAACAUCCCAACGCCCGCCGCAGUCGCGGGAACGCCGACAACAGAAUCUCUCGGAUACCAUGCAAUCCCAGGCUCCAGCAAUGAACACUCCGUCGUCUAGUUCGGGGUCCAAGGCGAGGUCGUCUUCUGGCUCAGGGCGCUCUCAACGGAGCACAAAUCCGGACAAACAGAUCUCCCAAAUCGAGAAGAGCGUCACCCAUCUCCUAGUCGCGACCAAGCAGCUGCUUGAAACUUUGACACAAUGGUCGCGUGGACAAGCGCAGGAAGAGGAGGUGUCAGACGUCUACGUCCGACUAGGAUACGAGUUCAAUCUGGCCUGCCGUGCUUUCAAUUCCAUCGGCGUCGAAACUUCUGACCUCGGCCCUGUUCCGGAUCUAUUGCGAAGCAUUCUUGAGGAUACAUUGAGUCAACCUGCCUCUCCACAAGCUCUCGACAACUACCUUCCUCGCAUUCGCGAUAUCAUCAUUAACCUCCUCCAUGGCCUCAAAAGAAAGCAAAGCAGACUCCGUGGACGAACCACCAAAGACACGGCUUCGGCUCCCCAACCGAGACUCCCUGUUGGUCAAGCCAGACAGCCAAGUGCGUCCACCACAGGGAGCAAUGAGACGGGCCAGACACACGCGUUGGACGAUGUACCGAAUACCACUUCAAGUAUACACGCUCAAAUGCCGCAGGACAGCAAGACGGGCUCCGAUCAGCCCUAUGUGCCUGCAAAUGCUUCGGCCGCGCCAGCAAUGAGUCGGCCGUCCGUCAGCCGACAUUCACUCCACCGAGAAGUUGCUCCCCAACCGUCACAGCCUGAAUCCAAUUCCACAAUGUCUUCCGGCGCCGCUCAGGACAUUCCUGCUCUUCCACCCUACCAUGGCAACGAGCAGACCCCAUCGACUCCGCAGAUCAAUUUUCCACACCCGCCGCCGCCGCCGCCCAAGCAGGCCGAUGCCCUCACCAGACUGCAACGUGGGGGUGAUCUAGAGAGGCGAGCUUCCCGGAGAUUUUCGGCAUACCAAAUCCAAAAACAUCUUGGUGCAUCUCCCAACGGUGUACCGGUGAUACCCGCCCAAAAUUCUCCUAUCCCCAACAGGGGAAAAGAAGUUCGCGAAUCUCUGACGGCCGUUCGAUCUCGAAGCUCGUAUCAACAAUCAAGAGCAAAAUCGGGACGACCAGGGGAUAUAUCACCCAGCAGGAGCGGUACCGUUAAAGCGCCGCAACGGAUCUCUGAAGAGAGAGAAGACACUCCAGUCUUAUCGUUGCAGGAAACCCCGCAAAUUCAACCAACGGAAGAACCGGUUCACCUUGAUAGCCCUACGGUGAAAACUCCGGAUGAAUAUCACAAACCUCCACAAGCGGACGCUGGCAGUGCAGACAGGGUUGUGGUGGGAGCUACGGUGAAUGGGCCGCUGAUUCCUGGACCCGAGGAAUUGCAGAACACGGGCUCAGUCGACUCACAGCUGAUUCCACCGCCUCAUGGCCAUAAGCCCUCGGAUGCAGCGGGCACAGAAGCAGAAAGUACUCCGGAUACGGUUCCACGACAACCACGAGAACGCGUCACACCACCUCAGUCGCAAGUGUUGACGGUCGAAUCUUCACCUCCGCAUGGGAAAGAACUGACUUUGUUCCUACAGUACAAGAGCAAAAUCAAGAAAUUCGUGCUGACGGAGGGCUAUGAAGAGCUUACCAUUCCCAGAUUGCAACUCGCCUUCAUCGAGAAAUUUGCAUGGAACAGCCAACAUGGAGCCGACCUCCCCGAAAUCUAUGUCCAAGACCCAAUCUCUGGUGUCAGACACGAAUUGGAAGAUCUUUCAGACGUCAAAGACAGAAGCGUCCUUGUCCUCAACGUCGAAGCUCUUGAUGAAGUGAAAAAGCACAUUGACGAUGGAUUGGGAGGGCUUCAGAAGAAUCUGGAAGGGGUUCGGUCUCUCCUGGAAGGACAGAGUACCAUGAUGCAACGAUUUGCAGAUCGGCAAUUGGAAACCUCCAAGGAAAUGGCUCGAAUGUCUGCUUUACCCAGCCAGCAUCCAUCAAGAGCUCCAACAUUAGCUCCGGGGAAUUUCGCGCCUUCGGCGGCGUCCGACUCCACGGUGCAAGAGAUCCAAAGUCUUCGACGCGAAAUUGCGGUGCUGCGCCAGACUUAUUCGACCUUGUCUUCAGAUUUCACGGCAGCAAUGAAUGACAUCAAGGCCAAAGCCGCUAACGUGAAGGCCGUUGCGGCAGAGGCUGUCAACGCCUCAUAUAAAGGUGAUGCCGGUCGUGUACGCAUCAAUGAGGGCAAGAAAACGCUCUCUGACGACUCGGAGACUCUCGUUAAUCGCGUCGAUGAUCUUUCUGACAUAGUGGAGGAGCUGCGCAAGGACGUGGUGGCGAGAGGUGUCAGACCGUUACCGCGACAACUUGAAGAUAUAAGCAAGGAGAUCAGUUCCACUGCCAAACAGUUGGCCAAGGUUAAAGAUUUUGUCAAACGUGAAAAACCAAUCUGGACCAAGAUUUGGGAGCAAGAACUUCAAGUUGUCAUGACGGAAAGGGACGACUUGACGCAGCAAGAUGAAUUGAUGAAUGAUCUUGAUGGUGACCUCGAGGACAUAACAAAUGUUUUCAAACUCGUCGAAGAAGCCACGAGGCAGCAGAAUCUUCAAAGUUCCCACGCUGGCGGCCGCAAUGCUUCAAGAAAUCUUGCAUUCGACACUGAUGUCGACCCACAUGAAGCAAAGAAUGGCAUGCUGGAUGAAGUCCGCGCGUUGCAGCCAAAUCAUGAGAGUCGACUCGAGGCCAUCGAACGAGCCGAAAAAGUUCGUCAACGCGAACUGGAGAGCCGGAAAGUAGGGGAGUUCCAACGGGAAGUGGAAAAGUUUGUGGAAGAAGGCAAGCUGAAGAAAACCGGGGGAAUGGAUGAAGUUGAACGAAGACGGAAGUUGAAGGAUGAACAGGCUCGCAAAGAGAAUUGGGAACGUCAACAACUUAGAGCCGCCGAGCUAGAAAGGAAAAGAGCGGAAGAGGCGGCAGCGGCAGCGGCAGCAGCUUCAGCGGAAACCAAUGGAGCCGUCCAGAAGUCAGAACAUGAUACGUCGCAAGAGACAAACGAGCAAAAUGAGCAUUCACCCGACGGAGUUGCAUCGCCAAACCCACCUCCGCCACCCAUGAAAGACGGUGUGGGCGAAUCACCGGCUCCGCAAUUACCAGAGGUCACCGUGAAUGAGGGCGAGAAGGGACUCGGUAUGUCAUUUCUACAUGAUUGA
Rhinocladiella mackenziei CBS 650.93 is the source of this 3246-nucleotide messenger RNA. RefSeq lists its product as uncharacterized. Gene Ontology annotation, molecular function: cytoskeletal regulatory protein binding. NCBI's taxonomy places the organism in Eukaryota, Fungi, Ascomycota, Eurotiomycetes, Chaetothyriales, Herpotrichiellaceae. The record is from RefSeq and is a predicted model, not a curated record. Bases 1 to 3246 code for a protein of 1081 amino acids. The transcript is spliced from 2 exons. Gene Ontology annotation, biological process: establishment of cell polarity. Gene Ontology annotation, cellular component: cytoplasm; cell tip.